AUGGCCAUUCUUUACAACAGUAGCCUCCAAAAAGCCACUUUCUUCCUGACGGGCUUCCAAGGUUUGGAACAUGUGCAUGGCUGGAUCUCUAUUCCCUUCUGCUCCAUCUACUUGACAGUGAUUUUGGGGAACCUUACCAUCCUCCAUGUCAUCCGCACUGAUGCCACCCUACAUGAACCCAUGUACUAUUUUUUGGCCAUGCUGGCCCUCACAGACUUGGGUCUCUGCCUCUCCACAUUGCCCACCGUGAUGGGCAUUUUCUGGUUUGACGCCAGAGAGAUUGGCAUCCCAGCCUGCUUCACUCAGCUCUUCUUCAUCCACACUUUGUCUCUAGUGGAAUCAUCCGUUCUACUGUCCAUGUCCAUCGAUCGCUAUGUGGCCAUUUGCAACCCACUGCGUUACUCCAGCAUCCUGACUCCAGCACGUAUUAUCAAGCUGGGGCUGAGUUCCGUGUUAAGAAGCGUCGUGCUCAUCCUCCCCCUGCCGUUCCUCCUGAAGCGCUUCCAGUAUUGCCGCUCCCAUGUGCUGGCGCAUGCCUACUGUCUACACCUAGAGAUCAUGAAGCUGGCCUGCUCCAGCAUCCUUGUCAAUCACAUCUAUGGGCUCUUCGUGGUGGCCUGCACGGUGGGCGUGGACUCGUUGCUCAUCUUCCUCUCCUAUGCCCUCAUCCUCCACACGGUGCUGAGCAAAGCUUCACGACAAGAGCGCUUGCGGGCGCUCAACACCUGUGUCUCGCACAUCUGUGCCGUCUUACUUUUCUACAUCCCCAUGAUCGGCUUGUCCCUCGUGCAUCGCUUUGGGGAACAUCUGCCCCGCAUCGUACACCUCCUCAUGUCUUAUGUGUACCUGCUGGUACCACCCCUCAUGAACCCCAUUGUCUACAGCAUCAAGACCAAGCAAAUCCGCCAAAGGAUCUUGAAGAAGUUUGCAUUUGUAAAGUCACUGAGCUGUUUCCAUCAGGAUUAG
Molecule: messenger RNA, 966 nt
Organism: Dipodomys spectabilis (banner-tailed kangaroo rat)
Lineage: Eukaryota; Metazoa; Chordata; Mammalia; Rodentia; Heteromyidae
Product: olfactory receptor 51G1
Exons: 1
Coding region: 1-966 (321 amino acids)
Biological process (GO): G protein-coupled receptor signaling pathway
Cellular component (GO): membrane
Molecular function (GO): olfactory receptor activity; G protein-coupled receptor activity
Source: RefSeq, a predicted model, not a curated record